AUGUACGUGUCCCCUGUUACCACUGCAGCCGCUGCCGAAGGAAUAGCAGCUGCCUUAGUACCAAACUUGACCGAUGUCGAAGUCGAGCAUGUGGUGACCACCGAACUGUUCGAAAAUCCACCAACACGAACGGAAGCCCCUGCUGCCGUUGUCGACGACGAAGCAAGAUCCACACAGGAGUUAGCCAAGCUUGCCACAGAAAGCGAUGUUGCGAAUGACGAAGAUGCGGCUACUGCCGAUGGACACUGUGAAGCGCAGUGCACUGACGUAGCCAUGCCUGUUGUUACUGAUGAGCAACCGUUGCCGUUGUUUGAAAAAGGGAACUGCGGAAAUGGACUAAUCAUUUGGCAGUCUACUCCGGAAUCUUAA
Soboliphyme baturini is the source of this 369-nucleotide messenger RNA. The record is from the annotation of a GenBank genome assembly. Lineage: Eukaryota; Metazoa; Nematoda; Enoplea; Dioctophymatida; Soboliphymatidae.